This is a messenger RNA of Pecten maximus, 1566 nucleotides long. RefSeq lists its product as uncharacterized. The record is from RefSeq and is a predicted model, not a curated record. The transcript is spliced from 2 exons. Lineage: Eukaryota; Metazoa; Mollusca; Bivalvia; Pectinida; Pectinidae. Gene Ontology annotation, molecular function: RNA binding. The coding region runs from base 18 to 1190 and encodes 390 amino acids.
GCCAGGCAAUUUUGGAAAUGCCGAAAACCAAAUUAUAUGUUGGUGGCCUCGUGGAUGAUGUAGGGAACGACAGACUUCACAGAACAUUCGAAAAAUUUGGAAAAAUUAAGAAAGUUUGGGUCGCUCGGAAUCCUGGUUCCAGAGGAUACGCCUUUAUUGACUUCUACGACCCUGAACAUGCACUCAAUGCCUCCGAGGAAAUGAAUGGAAAACAUAUCUUUGGUUCAAAUAUCAAGGUUGAAUUAUCUACCAAUGGCAUUGAAUGUCAAAACUCAGAAAAACAUAGAGGCGACCGAAACUAUGAGGACCGGAGAGGGGAUCGAGGCUAUGGCGACCGGAGAGAUGACCGGGAGAGAGACAGACGGAGAGGUGAUCGUGAUUAUCGAGGGAGGCGGUCUCCACCUCAUUAUAGCAGACGGAGGUCGAUACCUGAGGACGACGAGGACAAUCGACUUACGGAUUUAGGUCAUAUCCACCCAUCAGAUCUACCUAAAACCUUAAACAUCCUAAAGGAACUGGAAAGAGUCACUCGUUUGCGACUUGAGCGUGAACUAUUAGACAAAAUUCGCAGUUCGUCUGCAAUACUGCCAGACAUUAACUUAAAAGACAGCCUUCACCAUAGCUCGCGUUCAUUCGAGGAAGACAACAACAUUCCUUCGUCUUCUCGAAACAGAGACACAGAAUUUGCUGAUCCCUAUGUGGCAUCAGUCGAUCCCAUAUUCCAGGAUCGUGAUAUUCAGACCUUUGACGAUGAGAGACCCGUGAUGAUUGAUUCAAAGCCAGAUAGAUUUUACUCACAAUGUCCAAGUAACGCGAGAGGGCCUCCCCGGUGUCUUUUACCAACACCAAACUUUCCAAAGUUAAAGAAUUUCCAAAAUCAUCAUUCCUUCCACGGAAAUCCACAUAUUCCUCCCUGGCAUGUUCCUCGUGACGUCACCAGACCGCCAUUACGUCCACGGCAUCAUCCCUAUAGUAAUUUGCGAGAGCAUAAUGUUAAUAGUGACCACAAUAAUGACUGGUACGGAAAAAAAUAUUAUGGCUUUGGAUUUCUACCCAUCUCUGCUAAAUCGUCGGCCAACAAAAAAGAACCUUCCCCACACAUGAAACUGCCGCCUCCUCAAGUACCACCGGUAAACGAACCUGAGUUUAGUGAAAUCGCCGAUACUUCAUUAACAGGUUCUGUUCAGUAGUGACAAUAAUCCAUCGUUUUCCAGAGGGGCGUCAGUGAUGUGACUCCGUGAAGGCGCUUUUGUCGGCUUGAUGGAAUGACACUGAAAAUUGAUAUCGGUGUUACACGUGCUAUAAAUGUACCAUAUUGGAUAAAUGGAAUGGAACUGAUGUGUCCAUCAUGGGGAUUUGUAGUAUUUUCUAAGAAAAUUAUUGCGUUUACUUCAAAAGUAAAGUUCUGAUGAGCACUGGAUGUACCGAUUCAAAUGUACAAAGGUGUACAUGUAGUUAGAUAAUAUUAAUUGUUAACUUUAUAAAAUUGUUGAUAUUUAGAGUUAAAGGAAGAAUAGUAGUGACAUAUAUCAAAUAAAAUACUGUCAAGUUCUCCACGAAAAUUUA